AUGGCGCCCCCGGAUGAAUCACCGCCCAUAGACGCCAGCACCCCGCUGCUCCCCUCCUCCCCCUCCACCCCGUCAUACCACCAACAACCACCACCCAACCACCCAUCAUCAUCAUCAUCAACAACUCAAAAUGUCCAACCCCCCCCCUCCAAACGCCCCCCCAUCGAAGGCUCCCCCUUCACCCUCCGCGGCAUCCUCGUCGGCCUAGCUGUCGGCCUAAUCAUCUGCUUCUCCAACAUGUACUUCGGCCUACAAACCGGCUGGGUCAGCAUCAUGAGCAUGCCCUCCUCCCUCAUGGGCUUCGGUCUCUUCCGCCUACUGCGCUCCCACCUGGGCGAACUGCCCUUUUCCCCCGUGGAAAAUGUGCUCGUCCAAACCGUCGCGAGCAGCAUGGCGAUCAUGCCGUUGGGGUGUGGAUUUGUGGGGGUGUUGCCGGCGAUGAAUUAUUUGCUGACGGAGGAGGAGCAAGGGCCCGUGGUACUGGGGUUGGGGAAGUUGGUGGUGUGGAGUUUGGGGUUGUGUUGUUUUGGAGUGGUGUUUGCGGUGCCGUUGAGGAGACAGGUGAUUAUUAGGGAGAGGUUGAAGUUUCCGAGUGGGUUUAGUACGGCGGUGUUGAUUAGUGUGUUGCAUGGGAAGGGGAAGGGGGAAGGGGAGAUGGGGGAUACGUCGGAGGGGUUUGCGAGUUUGGCCGCGAAGGGGGAGGAGGUUCAGGUUCAGGGUGACGAGAAUGGAGAUCACGGGGGGGAGGAGGAGGAGGGCACGAAACAGGGCGAGUCGUGGCGGCGGAAUGUGCGGCUGCUGCUGGUUUGCUUUCUCGUUUCGGGCGUGUCCACCCUGGCGACCUACUUCGUGCCUGUCCUGCGCAAUCUCCCGAUCUUUGGCUCGGCCGCGGCGUCGACCUGGCUUUGGACUCUCAACCCUAGUCUGGCGUACGUCGGACAGGGCAUCAUCAUGGGCCCGGCUACGACACUGCACAUGCUGCUGGGCGCUGUGGUCGGGUGGGGGAUUCUCUCGCCGCUGGCUAAGCAUAAGGGGUGGGCGCCGGCGCCGGUGGGCGACUGGGAGCAUGGGAGCAAGGGGUGGAUUGUGUGGAUCUCGUUGGCUAUCAUGCUGGCUGAUGCCGUGGUCAGCUUGGGCUAUCUGGCCUACCGCUCGGGCAAGCAGUAUCUCCCGGCGCUUCGACAGUCCGCUCCAGUCAAAAUCCUGUUUGGACGCCGGCCGCGUGAGGGUUACUCAGCCACUAACACCGACGAUGACAACGACGACAACAACAACAACAACAACAACAACAACACGGCGCUAUCAUCUGGUCCCACUCCAGAAACCGAAGACCACGACGACGAGGACGCACCACCAGAGCAACAAGUCAGCGACCGACUAGUGGCCAUCGGCCUCGCGGCAUCCAUCAUCUUCUGCGUCGUCUGCAUCCACAUCGUCUUCGGCGACCUCGUCCCCCUCUACGCAACCAUCACAGCCGUGUUCAUGGCCCUCGUCCUCAGCAUCAUGGGCGUGCGCGCGCUAGGCGAGACCGACCUGAACCCGGUGUCGGGCAUCAGCAAGCUGGCCCAACUGUUCUUUGCGUUCAUCAUCCCGCAGUCGAACAAGUCGAGCGUGCUGAUCAACCUGGUGGCGGGCGCGGUAUCGGAGGCUGGGGCCUUGCAGGCGGGGGAUAUGAUGCAGGACUUGAAGACGGGCCAUUUGCUUGGGGCUGCGCCGAAAGCGCAGUUUUGGGGGCAAGUUAUUGGGGCCACGGUUGGCGCGGUCGUGAGCGCGUUUAUCUACCGGAUGUAUACUGCCGUCUACCAAAUCCCCGGCGACCUCUUCCAAGUCCCCACCGGCUACGUCUGGAUCUUCACCGCCCGCCUCGUCACCGGCCAAGGGCUCCCACCCAUGGCCAAGGAAUGGGCUCUCGGCGCGGCCGUCCUCUUCGCCGUCACCACUGCUGUGCGCACGCAGACGGCUGCCUCCAAGAGCCGCUGGCAUUCGUUGAUUCCCGGUGGGAUUGCAGUUGCUGUGGGCAUGUAUAAUGUGCCGUCGUUUACGUUGGCGAGGACGGUGGGCGGAGUGUUGAGUUGGUGGUGGAGGGAGAGGAGGGGGUGGGGGGGGACGCCGUUGAUUGUUUUGGCUUCGGGCUUCAUUCUGGGCGAGGGCUUUUUGAGUAUUGUCUGCUUGAUCAUGGAGAGCGUUGGCGUUCCGCAUCUGUCGUAG
Molecule: messenger RNA, 2208 nt
Organism: Dichotomopilus funicola
Lineage: Eukaryota; Fungi; Ascomycota; Sordariomycetes; Sordariales; Chaetomiaceae
Product: putative oligopeptide transporter
Exons: 3
Coding region: 1-2208 (735 amino acids)
Cellular component (GO): fungal-type vacuole membrane
Molecular function (GO): oligopeptide transmembrane transporter activity
Source: RefSeq, a predicted model, not a curated record